CCCGUUUUUGCUCAGGUGCUACGGCAACAAUAGUCGACACCUGCUUUCGAUCCUAGAAACCCUUCUUCUCCCAGCGUGCGUGUUCCUUUGGUCCGCCAGAAAAAAAAUCCCGCAGCGAUGACUGCAAGAUGAAGCUCUAGCUAACAUACCAAUUGACGCGUCAACAGAUUAAGCAGCUCCCCCUCCGCAACCUCUAUCUGUCUUUCUAUCAUCUCAAGCUCGUCGCAAAACGCAUUAGAAAAAAUUCCCGCCAUGUUUCGCUCCACAGCCGUCAAGGCCGCUAACAGCGGUUUGCGCUCCGCCUGCACAAGAUCCAUCUCCCUCGCUUCCAGCGCCAGAAAUGUGUCUUUCCGCAGCUCAAAACUCGGCUUGACCACUCGCCGUCCUCUGGCGGUGGUCAACAGCAAACGUUACUACGCCCAGUCCGCUGAGGGCGUUGAUGCCAACGAUUCUUUCCUCUCCGGAAACACCGCCAACUAUGUUGAUGAGAUGUACUUGGCAUGGAAGAACGACCCGUCCAGCGUUCACAUCUCAUGGCAAACGUAUUUCAAGAACAUGGAGGAGGGCAAGAUGCCCGUUUCGCAGGCUUUCCAGCCCCCUCCCACGCUCGUUCCCACCCCUACCGGCGGUGUCCCUCAAAACAUGCCCGGUGAGGGUCUUAGCUUCGCAGCUGGUACCGAUGUCACGAAUCACUUGAAGGUUCAGCUUUUGGUACGUGCCUACCAGGCUCGUGGUCACCACAAGGCCAAGAUUGAUCCCCUUGGUAUCCGUGGUGAGGCCGAGGCUUUCGGCUACAACAAGCCCAAGGAGCUCGAGCUCGACCACUACGGUUUCACCGAGCGUGAUCUCGACGAGGAGUUCACUCUUGGCCCCGGUAUCCUGCCCCGCUUCGCGACUGAGAGCCGCAAGAAGAUGACUCUGCGCGAGAUCAUCGCUACCUGCGAGAAGAUCUACUGCGGAUCUUACGGUGUUGAAUACAUCCACAUCCCCGACCGUAAACCUUGCGACUGGAUUCGUGACCGCUUCGAGGUCCCCGAGCCCUACAAGUACUCUGUCGAUGACAAGCGCCGUAUCCUCGACCGCUUGAUCUGGUCUCACAGCUUCGAGUCCUUCCUUGCCACCAAGUUCCCCAAUGACAAGCGUUUCGGUCUGGAGGGUUGCGAAACCCUGGUGCCCGGUAUGAAGGCCUUGAUCGACCGCAGUGUCGAUUACGGUAUCAAGGACAUUGUCAUCGGUAUGCCCCACCGUGGUCGCUUGAACGUCCUCUCCAACGUCGUCCGUAAGCCCAACGAGUCCAUCUUCAGCGAAUUCGCUGGUUCCGCCGAGCCGUCCGACGAGGGCUCCGGUGAUGUCAAGUACCACCUGGGUAUGAACUUCGAGCGCCCGACCCCCUCGGGUAAGCGCGUGCAGCUUUCUUUGGUCGCCAACCCCUCCCACUUGGAGGCUGAGGACCCCGUCGUUCUCGGAAAGACCCGCUCGAUCCAGCACUACAACAAGGACGAGUCCAACUUCGACUCCGCCAUGGGUGUCCUCCUCCACGGUGAUGCUGCCUUUGCUGGUCAGGGUGUCGUCUACGAGACCAUGGGCUUCCACUCCCUCCCUGCCUACUCCACCGGUGGUACCAUUCACAUCAUCGUGAACAACCAAAUUGGUUUCACCACCGAUCCCCGUUACUCGCGUUCCACCCCCUACUGCUCCGACAUCGCCAAGUCCAUCGAUGCUCCCGUCUUCCACGUCAACGCCGAUGAUGUUGAGGCUGUCAACUACGUCUGCCAGGUCGCCGCUGACUGGCGCGCCGAGUUCAAGAGCGAUGUUGUCAUUGACAUUGUCUGCUACCGUAAGCAGGGUCACAACGAGACCGAUCAGCCCUCCUUCACCCAGCCCCUGAUGUACAAGCGCAUUGCUCAGCAGAAGGCUCAGCUCGACAAGUACGUCGAGAAGCUCAUCGCGGAGGGUACCUUCACCAAGGAGGACAUUGACGAGCACAAGAAGUGGGUCUGGGGCAUGCUGAACGACAGCUUCGACCGCAGCAAGGACUACCAGCCCACCGGCAAGGAGUGGCUCACGUCUGCCUGGAACGGCUUCAAGACCCCCAAGGAGCUGGCCAACGAGGUUCUGCCUCACCUCCCCACCGGUGUUGACACCUCUCUUCUGCAGCACAUUGCUGGCAAGAUCAGCGGUGCUCCUGAGGGCUUCACUCUCCACCGCAACCUUAAGCGUAUCCUGGCCAACCGCAAGAAGACCGUUGACGAGGGCAAGAACAUUGACUGGGCUACUGCUGAGGCUCUUGCCUUCGGCUCUCUCGUGUCUGAGGGCUACCAUGUCCGUGUUUCCGGUCAGGAUGUUGAGCGUGGUACUUUCUCCCAGCGCCACGCUGUUCUCCACGACCAGGAGAACGAGACUACCUACACCCCUCUCCAGGACGUCUCCGAGAAGCAGGGUAGCUUUGUUAUUUCCAACUCCUCCCUCAGUGAAUUCGGAUGGUAAGUUCUUGCCUUCAUAUUACAGGUUGAAGUCUCCUACUCAUGCUAAUCGACCUGCAGUCUGGGUUUCGAAUACGGUUACUCCCUGACCUCUCCCAACGCUCUUGUCAUGUGGGAGGCCCAGUUCGGUGACUUUGCCAACAACGCUCAGGUCAUCAUCGAUCAGUUCAUCGCCUCCGGAGAGUCCAAGUGGCUCCAG
Molecule: messenger RNA, 2682 nt
Organism: Aspergillus uvarum CBS 121591
Lineage: Eukaryota; Fungi; Ascomycota; Eurotiomycetes; Eurotiales; Aspergillaceae
Gene: kgd1
Product: alpha-ketoglutarate dehydrogenase KGD1
Exons: 1
Coding region: 253-2487 (744 amino acids)
Biological process (GO): tricarboxylic acid cycle
Cellular component (GO): oxoglutarate dehydrogenase complex; mitochondrion
Molecular function (GO): oxoglutarate dehydrogenase (succinyl-transferring) activity; thiamine pyrophosphate binding
Source: RefSeq, a predicted model, not a curated record